CAUCUCCCUCUUUCACACGUUCACAACAACUUUGCAGGCUUCAACACUCCUCAUCCAUGGCGUCCACUCUCUCCUGUGCCGCCUCCGACCUCGCCCCGCUCCUCGGAGGCGGCCCCAACUCCACGGCCAUGGCCACCUUCCUCUGCAGCCGCUUCUCCGCCAUCUCCGACCAGUUCAGCGACACCUCCUACGCGAUCAACAACACGUACCUCCUCUUCUCGGCCUACCUCGUGUUCGCCAUGCAGCUCGGCUUCGCCAUGCUCUGCGCCGGCUCCGUCCGCGCCAAGAACACCAUGAACAUCAUGCUCACCAACGUCCUCGACGCCGCGGCCGGCGGCCUCUUUUACUACCUCUUCGGCUUCGCCUUCGCCUUCGGCUCGCCCUCCAACGGCUUCGUGGGCCGCCACUUCUUCGGCCUGAAGGAGUACCCCUCGCCGGCGGGCGACUACAGCUUCUUCCUCUACCAGUGGGCCUUCGCCAUCGCCGCCGCCGGCAUCACGAGCGGCUCGAUAGCCGAGCGGACUCAGUUCGUCGCCUACCUCAUCUACUCCUCCUUCUUGACCGGCUUCGUCUAUCCCAUCGUCUCUCACUGGUUCUGGUCCGGCGACGGGUGGGCCAGCCCGACCCGGUCCAACGGCGACUUCCUGUUCGGGUCGGGCGCCAUCGACUUUGCCGGGUCGGGAGUCGUUCACAUGGUCGGCGGCAUUGCGGGUCUCUGGGGGGCCCUCAUCGAGGGCCCGCGCAUCGGCCGGUUCGACCGGGCCGGGCGGUCCGUGGCCUUGCGCGGCCACAGCGCGUCGCUCGUGGUCCUCGGGUCGUUCCUCUUGUGGUUCGGGUGGUACGGGUUCAACCCCGGCUCGUUCCUCACCAUACUGAAGGCGUACGGCACGAGCGGGAGCUAUUACGGCCAGUGGAGCGCCGUCGGGAGGACGGCCGUCACGACCACGCUGGCCGGGUGCACCGCGGCCCUGACCACCCUGUUCGGCAAGCGGCUGCUGGCGGGCCACUGGAACGUCACCGACGUGUGCAACGGCCUGCUGGGCGGGUUCGCCGCCAUCACCUCGGGCUGCUCCGUGGUCGACCCGUGGGCCGCGAUCGUGUGCGGGUUCGUGGCCGCGUGGGUCCUCAUCGGGUGCAACAAGCUCGCGGAGAAGUGCAACUACGACGACCCGCUGGAGGCGGCGCAGCUCCACGGCGGGUGCGGCGCGUGGGGGCUGCUCUUCACGGGCCUCUUCGCGAAGGGGGUCUACGUGGACGAGGUGUACGGCGGGCCGGGAAAGAGGCCGCACGGGCUCUUCAUGGGCGGCGGCGGGCGGCUGCUGGCGGCGCAGAUCGUGCAGAUCCUGGUGAUCUGCGGGUGGGUCUCGGUGACGAUGGGACCGCUCUUCUACGGGCUGCACAAGCUCAAGCUGCUCAGGAUCUCCAGCGAGGACGAGAUGCAAGGGAUGGACAUGACAAGGCACGGCGGGUUUGCGUACGCGUACCACGACGAGGACGACCUGUCGAUGAAGCCCUCCGGGGUCAUGAUGCGGAGGGUGGAGCCCACCAGCGCAAGCCCCACUUCCUACGAGAAUUCCCCAGCCGUCUGAUGCGAUCUAACUUUUUGAUCAUGGGUCCGGGGUUUGUCCUACUCAGAGGAGACUUACAGCUUCUCUUUCUUCUUGGGUUUUCUCAUCUCUUUUGAAGGUUAAAGUGAGAUGGGAAAAAGAGACGAGAGGAUGCAUACUGCAUAUACCAUAGUACAUGCCUACAUUGGCGCGUGUGAUUUGCUAGUGAUGUGUGUGAUACUUAAAAUAGGCUCCAAUAAGUGCCAGUGGGGUUUUGUCUCUGUAGCGAUAGAUCUGUCUAAAGGAGAAAGAAAGGGGGGGUUGACUUUUCUCCUUAUUUUGUAUAAACUCUUUCGGAUCAGCUUUCUAAAGAUGUUGCUGUCAAAAGAAAGCCAUUGCUAUGUGACGAGACAGUUUUCUUGCU
This is a messenger RNA of Eucalyptus grandis, 1971 nucleotides long. Its product is annotated as ammonium transporter 1 member 1. Bases 57 to 1589 code for a protein of 510 amino acids. Gene Ontology annotation, cellular component: membrane. The transcript has a single exon. NCBI's taxonomy places the organism in Eukaryota, Viridiplantae, Streptophyta, Magnoliopsida, Myrtales, Myrtaceae. Gene Ontology annotation, biological process: ammonium homeostasis; ammonium transmembrane transport. Gene Ontology annotation, molecular function: ammonium channel activity. The record is from RefSeq and is a predicted model, not a curated record.